AUGUUUUUCAACACUGACGCCGCCAAUGCAUAUUAUCUCAACCAGGGCAUUCGCCGCACCACGAUCGAUUCGAAGGGAGUUCUCUCUUCAGUAAUUUCGGGAACUUGUAGCGGUGGAAGACGUGCUGUUAGGCCUCAGAGUGCCUCUCUAUGGUCUGGUGUUUCUCGCCGCAGUGGGGAGGGGGUCAAUUCGCAUAGCGAUGUGAAGGGGCGCCAGUCGCUUGCUUCUGAAGGUGCCAACCAAAGCCGGGAACCAAAGAGGGAUGGGGGUAGUGUGGGAAAUCACUGGAGGGUCCUGGCGUGUCUUCAGUCGUUGAGGAUGAACUGGAUGGCCAAUUCCAACACUUGCUUAAACACUGCUCCGAAGACGACCCCAGGUGCGUCCUGGCGUCCUAGCAAGGAGGAGCCCCACUGUCAUGGAAGCUCCGAUGAGCGUGGACUCGGCAGUAAUACCAACGACAGCGAUGGCCCCCACCCCCCUCGAGUGGUCCACCACCCUCAAAGAGCGCACAAUGAGCCUGAACGCGGCCGUGGCCUCAUGGACUCCUCCGUAGGAACCAAACCGGAGGGAGGGCUUCCUGGCGGGCCGAGGUCCGGGCCUCACGCCCUGAGCCUCAGCUCUUCCGACGCGAACGCGCCUCACGUGGGGUGUAAGGGGCGGUUUUUAUCCGGUUUUCGAUACCGUGGCCUGCCAUCUGGGGGUUCAGCCUCAGGCGUCGUGGGGGCCAAUGAAGAUGAAACUCGACAUCGCGACCCGGGGGAUUGGACCACGACGAGGACGUUGUCGUCGCCGUCCUCUUCCUCCUCAUCGUAUGUUCGGCCUGCAGUGCGAUCGGCCACCUCAAAGACUCAAACGGCAGCUACCAGAUCCAUGUCGUCUGCCGUAGGAGGCAGAGGUUUGGACAGGAACGGGGUUGAGGAGGUAAGUGAUUUGAGGGGUGCCCGUCCCCCCUCAGUAGCGACGCCUUCUUCCGACCCCACCAUUCCCUCUAUGUGGCACUCACGGGCUUCCGUGAGGUCGUUGUCCAUGUGUUUGGACUACCCUGAUCUCCAUGGCGAGGUUCGGGAAAGCCUCACCGAUGGCAGCGGACUGUGUAAGUGGAGCGUGCAGGUCGUGGCGAGUGUAGCCCCUUUUUGGGAUUCAAUAACCAGGAUCAGGCAUCGUACUGGCGACAACAGUGAUAACUUUGAGACCGUCUUCACUAACUUGGGUGACGUGUUUGUAGUGCGGACAAUCGAAUGCACACCACCAGACAUGUUUCAGACCCUUUCCAAAAAGAAUACAUUGUUUACCCGAAACCAUCCUAACCGCAGCACUGAAGCAAACUUUGGUCUUACGCCUAGGCCGCGGUUCGCUAGCUAUUCAUCCAGCCAUGACCUUUAUCAUUCCCUCUGCAAUUUUUUAAAAGAUUUGGUGUGGGAUACCUUUCCUGUGUGGGCUCCCGAGGCGGUGUACUACUAUGACAAGGGUUUGAAUCAGUACGUGCUGCUUACGCCACAAACAGUCUCGCUAAUUGGCCAGGAUUUUCGGGUCGCCGCACGGGGUUUGAGUCGCUCCUCUGCUUCACUGCGUCAGAUCUCAGCCUCUAGUCCUCUCCAGCAUGAGUGUCAUCCUUCUGAGAGCACUCAACAACGGCCCGACAAGGGGUUGGGAAGGGGUAGUGAGUGUGUGUAUGACAGGCGCCGCUCUAACAUCAUUUCUUUGUUGACUAGAAAAGAAGAACUUCAGGGCAAUGCCCUAGUGAUGGAAUCUGACGUUGUGAGAAGCAAUGGGGACGUGCCUGUACUACACCAUUCACUUCAGACAUCUCAUUCCACUCCGUCUGCUGCUUCGCGAGAGGUUCCUACUGAACGGUCGUCAACCCACGGGCAGUCGUGUUGGAAGCUGCAGGACUACGUUCCUGAUCUUAAAAGGGUAGAUUUUCAAAUAGGGGGCCGCAAUGGAAUACCGGAUGAGAGUUUUGUUGUGGGGGGAAGUGCUGUAAAUGAGAAUGAUAGCAAAUUCUGUGUUUCUGAUAAGAAGUUGGCUGGAUCAGGCGCACCAAGAAGGUCAUCCGAGACGUGCAAACCCAACUCGGCGUCUGGGGUGGUGACCACGGGGGAAAGAUAUGUAGACAGUAGCGUGGCAUCGAAUGGGUAUCUCACGGGGGAGGGAGCAGUAGUUGGUAGCACGUUUAUUGUAGGAAAAACAUUCAAGGAAGGCAAGGGUGAUACUGAGUGUGGCUCACCGUGUGCCAUAUCUCCAGCCCAAGAACAGACGCCGCCAUCACAUUAUUCUGCAAUAAAUUCUGAAAAUACACCUCAUCAACCAUUGGGAGUAUCUGAGCCACAACAUCAACCAAAGAAAAUCCCUAUUCCUCCCUCCAAACCAUCGCCAUCAAGAAGGCUGCGCACUCAGAUGUCGAUAAUUCCUAUUCAUCUGAAGGGGAGCGAGUGGAAAGCACUUCGGACGGAGGUCCCGAGAGUCGUCAUGGAUUGCCUACAAAAAGACAUCCAAAACUGCUUGGGACCUUCGUCUUCGGACUUUGUGCGGUCAGCACAACUGCAGACGAGUCUCACAGGCCUUUUCAUUGAGCUACGAUAUGAGCCCCCCAGGGAUAAAAGCGUGCCAUUUCUGGAGUCCAUCGUGCGGGACACACUCCUUAAGGAGAGGAUCCUUCGGUAUGAUUUCCCACUACUUAAAAAACUUUGCUACAAUCGAGAUAAAUUUCGUGAUAAAGUCGACACGAACGUUACUCCAUGUGGUGAAGAUCUAGCAGGUGCCGUAGUUCUUAAUUGUGAUUGGGCCUCAAUUCUACAACUAGACACAGACCCCAUAAAAUUCAUAAGACGGCCGGAUGAGGUUCCUGCACCAGUCGAGCAGUCGGAUGAGGUUCCUGCACCAGUCGAGCAGUCGGAUGAGGUUCCUGCACCAGUCGAGCAGUCGGAUGAGGUUCCUGCACCAGUCGAGCAGUCGGAUGAGGUGCCCGCACCAGUCGAGCAGUCGGAUGAGGUGCCCGCACCAGUCGAGCAGUCGGAUGAGGUUCCUGCACCAGUCGAGCAGUCGGAUGAGGUUCCUGCACCAGUCGAGCAGUCGAACGUGGACGUAUCAGUUCAAGCAAAUCAAAUAAGUGAAAAGUUUCCAUUUUCUGGUCAAAAAAAUACUCUUGAUCUCAGCAUGUCUUUUUCGCAUGCAUCAACCUUGCCUUCACAAUCACAAGUGGAUGGUUUCUCCAGAACGGGUUCUCGUGCCGAAAAUUCAUCAACGUCAGUUUCCUUUCUGAAGCUAGGCUUUCCGGGUCGAUAUUGGAGGUAUGCCCUACUGGACAAGCACUCUGAGGUCGAUAGAUUAUUUAAGAAUGAGAUUUGUGAUGCCUUAUCGCUGCCACCUGGUUGUAUAUUUGAUGUGCAUUUCUAUAACGGGAGCCUAAAGGUGGACUUUUAUGUUCGUCAUCCGGUCACAUUGUCGUACGCUGAACUGUGUGUUAAGCUCCUCAAGCAUUCCUUCAAGUCUCUCUGCAAUUUUUACUCUAACUUCAAGAAGGAUUGUUUGAAACGUAGGGUAGUGGGUCAGCUUGCCGUAUAGUAGUCGGGUUAUCCUUCGCAGUAUGAGUCUUUCCAAUUAAUUUAAUUUCACUAAGACAGAGCUGGAUUCGUUUGAGGUGAGUUCGCCGUCUGGCCAUCCGGAAAUGAGAUGGAAGCCGGACGGCGAAGAAGUAGGAUGCUCAUUGCAAAAAAGGUGUGAGAUUGCAUAUACGAUCACAGUGGGUUUCUAGGUAUUUCUGGAAAGUUGGCUCAACCUUGGAGCGAAAAUUCAAAAUCAGUUAGGUUUUAUCUCGUAUUUCCCUUAGUCUUUAUUUUUUUGUUCUUAAUCGUUUAAUUUCACUGUCAGGAUUCUUUAUAUUGCAUGCUAAUAAUAAAAUGUUUAUAAAAACUUAUCACAGAGAUUAAUUAUUCACGGAUAUCGUAAAGGCAUUCUAGAGAUGCUGCAUUAGGAUGGUCAUUAGUGUUUAAAGGGGAUGAGGGUUCUCUCAUAUAUAUAUAUAUAUACAUGUAUGUGCAUGUGUAAAGAACGCUAGUGUUUGCAGGAGACGAUUUAUCUUAUUAUUGUUCUCAUCACAAAUAUGAAUAUAGACACACGCAAGUAUGUCUAUAUGGGAGACGUGAAUGUAUCAAAAACACAGAUGUUUAAUAUGUACAAAUAAACAGAUAUUUAAUACAUGUACAAGUGCAUUUUUAGAUUUUAUUUUUUUUCGCAACAAAAUGAUGAAUGGUGUGUCAAGUUACUGGGGCGGAUAAUGUCUGGGCUUCGUGACCUAUACUACAUUUCUUUACGAUUAGUUUAGCUGAUAUUAAAAUAUGUAACAGAUGCAUUUUUUAAAAGGUCGCAUUCGAUGUUUGUGUGUUCAUUAGUACCGUUUAUUAUCCUUUUCCUUUCCUCCACCUCUGGAAUAGUGUAGAGAAGGUGUGUAUUCAGAUUAUUCAUACAAGGGGCGGAAAGUAUUGGUAGUAAAAGUUCAAUAACACGACUUUAUUUUUCUGUACAUAUAUGAACAUUUGAA
Messenger RNA from Phytomonas sp. EM1, 4540 nucleotides. The record is from the annotation of a GenBank genome assembly. NCBI's taxonomy places the organism in Eukaryota, Euglenozoa, Kinetoplastea, Trypanosomatida, Trypanosomatidae.